AUGGACUGUUCUGAAUCAAGCCAACCCCCCUCAUCUGGUGACGAUGAUACUUCAAAUCGUGAGCCUAGAGUUUCAUCACGAGCUGUUUCAGACCAUGGUAAAAAGGGUAACAAAUUUGCAAGUCCUAGCAGCCCGAAGCUGGAACAUGUGAACGUUGAGAACCUCCUGUAUGAGAGAUUGAACAAACUUGAUUCUCUAGGGGAAAUAACGGCAUUGGAAGCACUUGCGAUUUUUAACCGACUAAUCCAGAAUCUGUUAAGGCUGACUUCUGAGCUAGAAUCGAAUGAUCAGCUCAAUUUAAAUGAUUUGUUGUUCAAGAAGGACUCUUCCUUGUCUGACCAGGCAUCUACACCAAUUUUGAUACAACGCAAACGAGCGCGUUCGUUGCAGAAUACAAAUCGCGAAGAUGGAGGAUCUACCGAAGGACAAAACAAUGACCUUGACGUUCCACUUCGGAAGCACUCGAGACUUGAUUUCAAUUUCAGCGACAACGAGAUUCGGCCUAAUAUUCCUCACUCAGAGCAAGGCACGAGCGGGGCCCCAAGUGGGAGUGCGCGUAGCUAUUCUCAGGACUGUAUCCAUUUUCGGCUCUAUAGAUCGGAUUUCCAGGUGGAACAAUCAUUGAGCAAGAAAUUCUACUUAUUGCAAGCGCCAUCACUUCCCAUUACAACCUACUUGGAACGAAUACACCAUUACUCCAAUCUAUCGACAGCUACGUUGUUAACUGCUGCAUAUUAUUUAUUUCACAUGACUUUCAACUUGCGUCCCUCACUUGGCUCAUCUUUACUGCCACUUCUACCUCCACAGGACUCCGAUGGAACUAACCAUAAAGUUGAGAUGUUGCCAGUUGGUGAAUUGAAUGUAUUUCGAUUGAUUCUAACCACUUUGAGAAUUGCGCUAAAACUGAUCGAGGACAAAAACCACAAACAAGCAUAUUUUUGUAAGGUCACUGGGAUUCGAGGAGUUGAGGAACUUUUCAAACUCGAGCUGACUUUGCUGUACCUUUUAGAUUUCAAUCUUUUUAUCAAUGAGCCUGGCAUGAUAAGAUUCCUUUUCCAAUUCAGGCAGUUUGAUUCCAAUUUAAGAAACAAUGUUAAAUGA
Molecule: messenger RNA, 1101 nt
Organism: Ogataea philodendri
Lineage: Eukaryota; Fungi; Ascomycota; Pichiomycetes; Pichiales; Pichiaceae
Exons: 1
Coding region: 1-1101 (366 amino acids)
Biological process (GO): regulation of cyclin-dependent protein serine/threonine kinase activity
Cellular component (GO): nucleus; cyclin-dependent protein kinase holoenzyme complex
Molecular function (GO): protein kinase binding; cyclin-dependent protein serine/threonine kinase regulator activity
Source: RefSeq, a predicted model, not a curated record